Messenger RNA from Nerophis ophidion (straightnose pipefish), 1903 nucleotides. Its product is annotated as D(2)-like dopamine receptor. The transcript is spliced from 8 exons. Gene Ontology annotation, biological process: adenylate cyclase-activating adrenergic receptor signaling pathway; adenylate cyclase-inhibiting dopamine receptor signaling pathway. Lineage: Eukaryota; Metazoa; Chordata; Actinopteri; Syngnathiformes; Syngnathidae. Bases 386 to 1789 code for a protein of 467 amino acids. The record is from RefSeq and is a predicted model, not a curated record. Gene Ontology annotation, molecular function: dopamine neurotransmitter receptor activity, coupled via Gi/Go; G protein-coupled receptor activity. Gene Ontology annotation, cellular component: presynaptic membrane; glutamatergic synapse.
CGCCUUUCCGCUCAGUCGGAAGGGAACUCCGCGCGUAAAAAAAGAAAAGCUGCAGCGAGGAAAGGCGCGCUCUCACAUCUUGGAAAAAAAAUCAAUUUUUCAACUACCAACCUCCUCAGUGUUAUGCAUUAGUGUGCUCAGCAUUAUAUAUAUUUUUUUUCUAUCUUUUUUUUUUUUUUUUUUGGUGAUGGUUCCUAACGUGCCGGAUGCUGCUCGCACGAUCCGAUGCUGCCGUGCAAGUCGUCGAGGCGCAAAUGAAGACGCAUAAAAGUGGGAGCUAAGUGGAUUUAACUGCAGGGCAACAGAAGGCGAGGAGGAACUGAGGAAAAUCCGCUCCAACUUAUGGCGUGAAGGGCCUGCGGCUGGCCUGCAUCACUCACAGCUAAUGGAUGUCUUUACCCACUAUGCCUACAACGACAGUUUCUAUGACAAUGGAACAUGGGGCUUCAACGAGACGGACGGGGAGCAGAAGCACGAGUACAAUUACUACGCCAUGCUGCUCACGCUGCUCAUCUUCGUCAUCGUGUUCGGCAACGUGCUCGUUUGCAUGGCCGUGUCGAGGGAGAAGGCUCUGCAGACCACCACCAACUACCUGAUCGUCAGUCUGGCGGUCGCUGACCUCCUGGUGGCGACGCUGGUCAUGCCCUGGGUUGUCUACUUGGAGGUCGUGGGGGAGUGGCGCUUUAGCAAGAUCCACUGUGACAUCUUUGUCACUUUAGACGUGAUGAUGUGUACAGCCAGCAUCCUCAAUCUGUGUGCCAUCAGCAUCGACCGCUACACAGCCGUCGCAAUGCCCAUGCUGUACAACACCCGCUACAGUUCUCGAAGAAGGGUGACUGUUAUGAUCUCAGUGGUGUGGGUGCUGUCUUUUGCCAUAUCCUGCCCCCUGCUGUUUGGGCUCAAUAACACAGCCACGCGGGACGCUUCACUUUGUGUGAUCGCCAAUCCCGCCUUCGUGGUGUACUCCUCCAUUGUGUCCUUCUACGUGCCCUUCAUCAUCACUCUGCUGGUUUACGUGCAAAUCUACGUGGUCCUGAGGAAGCGCAGGAAGCGCGUCAACAACAAACCCAAGCGGCGUGCGUGUCAAGCCGCCGCGCCGGACGUGGCCACUUCUCUCAAGGACAAGUGCACUCAUCCUGAAGAUGUGAGGCUGUGCGCGGUGAUUGUCAAGACCAACGGGAGCUUCCCUGCCAAAAAGAAGAAAGUGCUAUUCAUCAAAGACGUGACCAACGAAGGGGAGGACAUGGAGUUAGACGACCUCAACAACAGCGGCAGCAGCCAGAAGCAGAAGCCGCGGUGCACCCUGGGAGAAACGCCGGCCACCAGCCACCAACUGCUGGUGCCCAACAAGGAGGUCAACACCAGCCCCAACUCCUCGCCCCCGACGGCCGCCGAAGAGAGCCUGAGACCCGAAAAGAACGGCGACCCCGGCAAGGAGCCUCCGGCGGAUCAGACGCAGAUGGUGGCCAGAGUCUUCCAGACCCAGACGCUCCCCAACGGCAAGACUCAGACGUCUCUGAAAACCAUGAGCAAGAGGAAGAUCUCCCAGCAGAAGGAGAAGAAGGCCACACAGAUGUUGGCCAUCGUUCUUGGUGUAUUCAUCAUAUGCUGGCUGCCUUUUUUCAUAACGCAUAUCUUGAACACCCACUGCACAAAAUGCAAGGUUCCCGCCGAGAUGUACAACGCUUUCACAUGGCUGGGCUACGUCAACAGCGCCGUCAACCCCAUCAUCUACACCACCUUCAACGUGGAGUUCCGAAAAGCAUUUAUUAAGAUUUUGCACUGCUAAAAAAAAAAUUAAAAAAAAUUGCCGAGCGAUCGCACUGAAGGAUGACGACCAGCCGGGAAAAUACCUCAUCCUGGAAAGGAAAAACACACUUUCCUAAAAGACUGGAGAGGGGGG